Messenger RNA from Microstroma glucosiphilum, 1220 nucleotides. RefSeq lists its product as hypothetical. NCBI's taxonomy places the organism in Eukaryota, Fungi, Basidiomycota, Exobasidiomycetes, Microstromatales, Microstromataceae. The record is from RefSeq and is a predicted model, not a curated record. The transcript is spliced from 2 exons. The coding region runs from base 396 to 950 and encodes 184 amino acids.
CCGUCUGGUCGCGGUGACUUGGUCUCCUUGCAUCCCAUCGCACCUUGUCCCGCGAAUUCGUUCCUCGCCUCCUCUUCCUACAUUCCAUCCCGUACCAUUCCCAUCCACGCAUACAGUCACCGCCUCUACACAUCGGCUCAUCGUCCAUCCACACGCUGGUACCUCAGCAUCAAGCUCACUGCAUACACCCUUUACUUCCCCACUCCAACCAAUAAAGCUGCUCCACACCUGCCUCUGCUGCAGGUCCUGCUUCUAGAACGACGGAAACAGCGGAAAUACGCGGCGCGUAAUUCUCCCGCCUCGCCUCGCUCCCGGCUCACACGACCUGGCCCAAAACUCAAGCUUCAACACCCUACACGUAGCGCAUACAUCCACCUACCGCACUCGUUACCAUCAUGACAUUCUUCCCACAAUGCGACACUCAGGUAGCUAUUGGCUUUGCCUCGCGAAAGCGAAAGGAGAUGGAGGAGGAAGCCGGCGGGAACGGCCAGAUCAAUAUCGCAGAGCGACGAAAGAUUGCUCUUCCCUCUCGGAAGUCUGAUGGCCACCAGACGGCCACCUUCCACCCUUUAGGCGCAGAGGACAACCUGAGGAUGCUCGCCUCUCUGGGCCUGCUAGAGACCCGAGCCUCUACCUCCCGGCUGCCCAUGAAUGGUUCUCCCACGUCAGCCUCAUCCGACGCAUCCUCUUCCGACCAUUACUUCUCAUCAAGUCACGCUGGCCAUUACCCAAAUGUCGAGCCAUACCAUCGUCAUAACAUGAGCGCGUCUAGCAGCGGUAGCAUGGACAUCGACCCUUCUACUCCCGCUCACGGCCACGGCCCGCAGUGCAGCAGCCUCCCUCAGCUCUACAUUUGCCACGAGAUGGACUCGGCUCUGUACGCUCGAUGCGUAGACUGCUCGCACUCUUGGCACGUUGGGCCCGGACAGUCGCUCAGCUACUCUCCCUGAGCUAGGCUUGUCCCUCCUCUGGACAACGGUCAGAGAAAUCUCGAUCCUGAUCCAAGCUCGUAUCCUUUCGCACACUUACACAUACAUAUGCAACCCCUGUAUCCAUAGUUUUGUUCCAGCUCCCGCUUUCACACACACAUACGUCCACCCGACUCUUCGCUCUCUGCCCCGCUCUUGGCCCUCCAUGUACUUUUAGCUUAGCCCAGCCUCUAGCCUCUAGCCUCUUGCACUGCACUUCGAAGCAAUUGCAAUAUCGUCAUCCAUCUACGC